CAGAACCCUGGAGUUGCAAGCGUCACAAUUUUUGUACAUCUCUUUCUGUUUUUCUUGACAAUGCAUCCAUCAUUUAUAAUAUUCUAGUGUCAACAAAAUUAAAGAAGGAUUCUUUUAAAUCAUAAAGACAUGUGAUUACUAUGACCAUUUUGGUUCCAUCUAUUUUAAAGCUAGUAUCAAAACCUUUAGAUUAUAACAUGUAUAUAUAAACUGUGUUUUUAAUUAUCAAAUACCAAAAAAGAAAACCCCCAAAAAACCAACCAACUUUUAGCUAUUGAUCUUAAUCAUAGUGUUUUAUUUUGAUAAUUUAAUUUACAGAUACAUCUAUAAGUUGUCAUAAUGUCAUUUAAUUCUAUUUUAUUGUUGCAUUCCUCUUCUUGCCCUUGUAAAGCACAAUCUGAUUAAAAUAAGAUCUUUGAUCCGCUCCGUUAUUGUUAUAAAUAAGAUCUUUGAUCCGCUCCAUAACAAUAACGGAGCGGAUCAAAGAUCUUAUUGAAACGACAUAACAAUAACGGAGCGGAUCAAAGAUCUUAUUUUAAUCAGAUUGUGUAAAGCACCUUAGAGUAAUAAACUGUUUUAUAUAAGGCUGCAUGUAUAUAAAUUUUAUUAUUAUUAUCACUGAUCGAGGUCAUGAAAUUUACAAUUACCUGUUCCUUCUUUACCUAAAAGCAUCAAUAGCAUUAAGGAAGAUGUUAUCUAAAUUUAAAUGUUUUACACAUAAACACUAUAUAUCAAGUUUGGUUCCUCCUGGAGUCAGAAUUUCUACCCUAGGAAUCAUGAUAUUUACAAGCUUGAUGUUUUGUUUACUCUCACAACAGAAGCUGACCACUAGCAAUAGGUCACAUGAGAGAAUCAAUUGACCUAAAAAUCUAUUAAUUAACAUGAUUGAAAUGUUUUAAUCUUUAUAUCCAUGAUAAGAUAUUCUUUAUAUAUUUUAUAUUGAAUUCAAUUUGGUACUUUGACCUCUUUAUUUUCAAAAUAAUUGGAAUUAUGUCUAUAUACACACAUGUGAGAGUUGGCCUCCAUGUGUCCAAUGAAGAAAUUAUGAAUAAUGGAAUGACAAAUUAAUGAUUGUCUAAUGCUUACAGGGAUGGAUCCAGGAAUUUUUGAGAGAGGGGAAAUUUACCAUUAAUUUUGGUUAUCAAGGGAGGGGGUCCACCCUCAAAAUGUGUUAUUUUUACUUUAUUUUAGCAAAAUUUCCUGAACCAGCACCCCCUCUGGAUCCACCACUGGGUUAUCAUUUACUCCUUCAUUCUUGAUUACAAACCUAAGGACACUAAAUUGUAAUUUCACAUUUUUUUUUAAUUUGACAAUAUUUCAUUAUCACACAACAGCAAAAUUAUGAAAGCAUAUACAUAUACGUACAAUAAUAGCAAAUUGAUUGUUCUGACAUAUCAUUUGAUAUACAUAUAUAUUCAUAAGAAAAUUUGAACUAUCAUGCAUAUUAUAGAUUAUCAGUCAUCAAGUUUUUUGUUGUGUUUUUUUGUUUUUGUUUUUUUUUUUUCAAAGUAAUUUCACAUUUUGAAUCUUGCUUAUUAAUUGAUAUGUUGAUAUGGAAUCAAAUGACAUGCAUGCACGCAGAAGCUAUGUGAAAAAUGUCAGAUCUUGUGUAGCAAUUUGUAAACCCAAUGAUUACAAAGCCUAUUAGUAUUCUAUAUCAGUAAAAGAAAAUCCUAUUUUAAUUCACAUUUUGCAAUAGAUAUGAUAAAAGGAAUAAGCAUUUAAUAAUAAUUAUCAAAAUCUAUAGUUUAAAAUUGAAAAACAAUCUCAUAAAAAAUAUAACAUAUAUUUUACACAUGGAUUUUUGUAAACUUUACAAAAGGAACAGAUUUCCCCCCUGAAUUUAUAUAAAAAUCAGUAUUAUGUCCUGUGACAUUUUGUUAUUAUGCUUUAAUAAACUUCUAAUAUUGACUUUGUCCUUGCAUGGUCAUUUUGUUCAUUUUUUUUUAUAUCUGUACCCAGGUUUUGUCUUGUGACUUUUACCCCAACUAAUCCCUUUGUGUAUAAUACACAUGGGAUGUUCUUUACAGCUCAGCAAGCCCCUGGCUUUGUUUCUCAUUGUUCCUUAUCUACAAUUACUGGGUGAAUGACUUUGUGAGGUUGUAAUUUGCCAUCUAAUACUUUUAUAAGCAUUUCAUAUCAUGAUCAACAUAUCAUGCUAUUUCAGUCAAUAUUAUAAAUAAUUCAUUUGAUACAUAAUAUGUAAUAUUGUAGGCUUAUAUGGUGAUAUUUGGAAAAUAAUGGCAAAGCAAUUCUCAGCAUGAACAUUGAAAAUUAUGUUGCAAUAUACAUCACCCAAUACAAAGGCAAAGGAUACAUUUUAAUUUUUACGUUUAAAUUCAUAUGAAAUAUUGUGAAAUUCAUAAUCAUGUGAAUGCAUAGCUGCAGAACUGUAGCUCUCUGAGAAAAUAUUAAUUGGUACAGAUCUGUCCCAAUAUUUUCUCAGAGAGCUACAAUUUUGCAGUUAGUGAAUGUGGUUAACUUAUACUACCAUUAAGAUAUGUAAUCCCUUUCUAAUAUUUGUUUAAUUUGUACCUUUUUCAUAUUGUACAACAAAGUAUAAUUUAAUGCACAUUAAUACUCGGAUUAUAAUAAUUUUUUUAAAUUAUUUUUUUUAGGCUUAAUUUUUUUUAAUUUAUUUGUACAAAUAGAAAUUAAGUGCAUCAUAAUAAGAUUUAUAGAAUUAACUAUAAAUCCAUUUAUUUUAGCCAGACUUAAAUAUAUUUUAUUUCUGAGGAUUUUUUCGGAAACACUAUUCCGGAAUCCUACCGGAAAUAAGUUGGCAAAUAGAAUAGCAUUUCCUUUUAUGACGAGGCAAUUUCGGGAGAACGGUGAGAUAACAGUCGAGACAACAUUUUAAUUUUUUAUAAGAUUCAGAAGCUACGGAAAAUAAGUUAAAUUGUAGAAAAAACAUGCCAAAAGAAAAAUCAACGAGGGCGAAAAAGAAGAAGGGAGGUGAUGUUAUGAGAAAGGGGCGAACAAAUAAAAAUGUGGAAGGUCCAGUUGAAUUUCAAGAGCAGACGACAAUGGAGACAUCAACAAAUAACGGAUUUGAGGGAGAAAUGGAUGUAUCACCCAGAGAUGAACCAUCGGGAUUCCGCAUGGAGAAUUCCAGGGAAACCAUUCGAGGAAUUGGCUCCACAAGCAAACAAGAUACCAGAAAAAAUACCAGUAGAAUUUCAGCAGUUGAUGUUAGAAAUGAAGUAAACAACUUGUUACAUCUAGCAACAGCCCCAAAUACUCAGGAAACAUACAACCAGGGACUAAGAUGCUUUGAGGAAUUCCAGGAUUCCCUAAACCUUAGCAAAAUAUGGCCCCCUACGUUAGAGCAAAUAGUUCUAUUUAUAGGUUAUAUGUCAGCAAAACAUCUCUCAGUGGCAACAGCUAGAACUUACAUUUCAGCUAUUUCUUACAAACUAAAAAUUCAAAACAAUAGGGAUGAAACUCAAAGCUUUCUGGUUAAGAAACUCUUAGAAGGAUUCAGAAGAAAGGUCAAGAAAAAUGAUGCCAGACUGCCAAUUACAUCAAAUAUAUUAAAUCAAAUACUACAAAGUUUGCACUUGGUUUGUACAAACUACUAUGAAUGCAAACUGUUUCAAGCCGCCUACACUUUAGCAUUUUUUGGUUUCUUUAGAGUUGGAGAAAUGACAGUAAAAAACCAAAAAGAUCUGGGACAUGCAAUUGAAUAUGAAGACAUAACAAUGUUUACAGAAGAAAAUAAAAUCCAAAUAAAAUUAAAGCAUUCCAAAGUGGAUCAAAUAGGGGAAGGAGAAACAAUUACUAUUCAGAAUAGCCAAUUUGGGUCUCAAAUACAACCAAUUAAGAUUAUUCAAGAAUAUCUAGCAAUACGACCUUCAGUGCAGGGGAAGUUGUUCUGUCAUUUUAGUGGACAACCAUUAACUAGAUACCAAUUUACGGCAGUUUUAAAUAAAGUUUUGUCGAUAAUAGGGUUAGAAGGUAAAAAAUACAAGUCUCAUUCAUUUAGAAUUGGGGCAGCAACCAGUGCAGCAAUGUUUGGUAUGUCAGAGGAAGAAAUCUGUAAAGCAGGAAGAUGGAAAUCUAAAGCAUACAAAAUUUAUGUUAGGAUGUAAUCAUAAUAUAAAUGUAGGUGUAACCCUUAAGACUGUCAUAUGUUUAAGUAUAUAUGAAAAUGGUUUCAAGUCAUAUAAUUAUAUAAUCUUGUCAUGUCUCUAUAUAUACACUUUCAGAACAACAGGUAUGGGUAGUGGGCUCAUCAAUAGUCAAAAGAGCAUUUUUAGCAGCUAGAAUCAGACCAGAUGGAGUUAACUUGGGACUAAUGGAUAGAUUAAAUGUGUCUAUUUGGUGGCAAGGAAAAGGGGGUAUGGGCUGGUAUGAAAUGUACAACAAGAUCAAAACAUUGCUGAAAGUUGCUGACCCUCCUGAUUACAUUAUUCUACAUUGUGGUGGUAAUAAUAUUGGGUACACACCAAUCAAACAGCUUAUACAAGAUAUGAAAGGUACAAUUGACAAAAUUUGGAAACUUUUACCCAAUACAAAGCUUGUAUGGUCACAAAUAUUGCCUAGAAAGAACUGGUAUUCAUCAGAUAGCAUAGAAAAAAUGAAUAAUUCUGCAAAAAGAAUCAACAGUUCAGUGGCGGCUUAUAUAGUAAGGAAUGGGGGAUGUUAUAUCAAGUAUUUGGAUAUCAAACUUGUAAACACAAAUCUUUUUGAGGCAGAUGGGGUCCAUAUAUCAAAUAUAGGCAAUGAAAUUUUUCUCAACAACAUUAGUGCAGGGUUAGAACAAUUUAUAACGAAUGGAUGGCAAGUGUAUCCAAAGUUAUACUAGAAUUUGGACGGGGUAUUUUGUGGCAAGGUCUUGGCUCCAGGAACUAGCCGCUUCCCCCCCUUGGUGGCGGUGGCUUCAAUGGUUAAUAUUGUAACCAUUUCCGCCAUGUGGAAGAAUGCGCGUCUGGUUCCUGUGAUUGGACAUUGAAUGAUUUGAUUGGACAAUAUUGUAUGUAUUGAAUUAUUUGGUGACAAUUUGGUCACAUAUAUAUAUGAUACACUUUGAUUGCCGCUCACCGGAAUCAUAGUCAUAUGGUUUUUUGUUUAAUUGAAAAUUGACAUUUUAAUGAUUGAUGUUUGGGGGUGAUUGCAAAUCGUCUCAUUGCCGUCAACCGGAAUGAGAAGAUCUGCGAAAUUUGUUGCUUGAUUUUAUGAUAUAACAUUAGGCAAUGAUGUGUUUUUGGCCUGUACCAUUUGGGUGUCAAUACACAGGUGUAAUUGACAUGGUAAAAUUUUAAUGUAAAACUUUAAAAUUUUACUCAUUGCCUAGUUGCCAAGACCAACAACAGCCACAAUGGGGAGGGGGGUGUUGUUAUAAAAUACAAUAAGUGCAAAAAAUAAACUUGUAUAUAGGUAAACAUAAUGUUAUGUCUUUAUUUCCAUCCCAGGACAAGGUCAGCUUACAAGUACAAUGUACACUACAAACUGCUAUCAUUUUGAAGUUUUGCAAGGCUGGUCUAUAAUAAUAUAUA
Molecule: messenger RNA, 5498 nt
Organism: Ostrea edulis (European flat oyster)
Lineage: Eukaryota; Metazoa; Mollusca; Bivalvia; Ostreida; Ostreidae
Exons: 2
Coding region: 2913-4091 (392 amino acids)
Biological process (GO): DNA integration; DNA recombination
Molecular function (GO): DNA binding
Source: RefSeq, a predicted model, not a curated record